This is a messenger RNA of Lathyrus oleraceus (garden pea), 993 nucleotides long. RefSeq names its product acyl-CoA--sterol O-acyltransferase 1-like. Bases 1 to 993 code for a protein of 330 amino acids. Gene Ontology annotation, biological process: lipid metabolic process. The record is from RefSeq and is a predicted model, not a curated record. NCBI's taxonomy places the organism in Eukaryota, Viridiplantae, Streptophyta, Magnoliopsida, Fabales, Fabaceae. The transcript has a single exon.
AUGAAAGGAAGAGAAAUGAGUAACUUCAUCAUGGUAUGGAGCAUAGCAACAACAUUGUUUUGGUAUAGUUACAUUAUAGGGAAGGUGAUUCCCAAAGGAAAAGGAAGACUUAUAGCGCUUUUUCCAACUAUACUCAUCUUCCUCCUUCUCCCAUUGAGACUUACCUCCAUGCAUCUAGGAGUUAUUUCUUCAUUCUUCCUUGCAUGGCUUUCCACUUUCAAGCUCAUUCUCUUUGCCUUUGCCAAAGGUCCUCUUUCAUCAAACCCUCCUCCUUCUCUCCCUCAUUUUCUCCUUCUUGCCUCACUUCCUAUCAAAUUUCAACAAAAAAAUCAUGAUAAUAUCAAUAUCGCGCCAGGAAACUCGCGCGAGUUGGUAGUUAUGGCGAUUAUCUCGUAUAUUUGUGUUCCUCUAUAUGGACAGAAAGAAAAUUUGCAUCCGUUUAUAUUAUUGUCCUUAUAUGGUCUCCAUUUUUACACCGGCUUAGAAAUAUUUCUGGCCUUGAUUACUACAAUCGUUCGUAAACUGAUACAAAUAGAUUUGGAGCAACCUUUCGACAAACCCUACCUAAGCACAUCAGUGCAAGACUUCUGGGGAAGAAGGUGGAACAUUAUGGUGUCACGUAUUUUACAUCCCACCGUAUAUGAACCGAUGUUAAAGAUAUUUACUCAUGUCAUAGGGAGAAAAUGGGCUCCGCUCCCUGCUGUGGUGGUGACAUUUACAGUGUCGGGAUUGAUGCAUGAACUUAUAUUUUAUUACAUGAAACAGAAGACGGCAACGUGGGAGGCUUGGGAACCAUGUUGGGAUUCAAUGUGCUUCUUUCUCAUCCAUGGAGUGUGUGUGGCUCUUCAAAUUGGACAUGCAAAGAUCUUCAAACCAAAACAACAAUUGUUACCUAGGGUUGUGUCUUGGAUGCUCACAAUGGUUUUUGUUGUGUCUACUUCAGUAUGUCUAUUUUUUCCUGCUCUUGUUAGGUGUGGUGUAACAUCAACAUAG